AUAUUUCCGUAUUCCGAUUGGUGGCUUGUCAGUAGUUUAAAUUUAAAAUGUACCGGACACUGCUGGCCGUGGCAAAAGCAUUUGUCAUCCUAAUCUAGGUUGUGCUGGAUGUAGAAACUAAGUCCUCGAAAAGAGAACAUCUGUCUUUACUGAAGGAUGAGCACCCUUGCUGUAAAUGAUGAAAACAUUGGAGACUGCUGUAGCCGAAAGCCCGUUGGUUUGGAGGUGAUCUGUGACAUCCUAUCAACUGCCCAGCCCACUGGAAGACCUUCCAUACUGCGCCAGUCCCAGAUGGAGAACAUGCCGUCCAAAAACAUGCCAAAGGCGAAGGUUUGUUUUCAGACGCCCCAGAGACACCCGGUCACAAAGAAGAUCAUGUCUCCCUCAAAUCGCCAAAAUUCUGGGGUUACGGAUUCUUCGGAUCUGUUUCAGUCAUUGGCUAAGCAGAUGGCAUCUUUGGAAAUCAAAGGGAGCCCUGUAAUGGAAAAAUCAAAACCAGGGUCCUGUGACAUUGGCAAGGCUGAAUCCCCCUUUUCAAAUGACAUGGUAAUCCAGACCAAAGGAGGGUACCAGCUGGAUUUCGACAACCUGGAAGCACUGAAUCCUUUUAAGUCCUCCAAUCUUAUGGGUAACUCCCCAGUGAAGAUUCCAAACCCUGCAGACCUUCAGACCACAGUGCAGGGCAAAGCCCAAGAUCCCUUCAAAUCAUCCAGUCUGGUGGGUAACUCCCCAGCGAAGACUCCAGUGCCUGAAGAACUUCAGACUUCUUUACAGAGUGAGCCUCAGGCCAAAACCACAGCCGGUAGUGCCCCCCAGACCCCUGAGCAGCGUGAAGUUAUGGAUCCGUUUAAAGCCUCCGAUCGGAUGGUCAACUCCCCAGUAAAUACCCAGACCUCGGCAGGGUUUCAGGCUACUGUACAAAGUGAAGCCAUGGAUCCUUUUAAAGCCUGCAGUCUGAUGACUAACUCCCCGGUCAAGACUCCAAUCCCUCCAGAAGUCCAGGCCACUGUACAGGUCGAAGCUCAAGAUCCCUUCAAAGGCUCUGAUUUGAUGGUCAAUUCCCCAUUGAAGACCCAGAUCUCUGCAGAACUUCAGACCGCUCCACACAGUGAUGGUAUUGAUCCAUUUAACCUCGCCAGUCUGAUGACAAACUCCCCAGUAAAGACUCCAACCCCUACAGACCUUCAGACCACUUUACCGAGUGAGCCUCAGGCCGAAAUCACGGCCAGUAUUGCCCCCCAGACCCCUGUGCAGCAUGAAGUCAUGGAUCCUUUCAAAGCCUGCAGUCAGAUCGUCAACUCUCCAGUAAAGACCCAGACCCCUGGAGAGCAUCGGACCCCUGUACAGUGUGAGACCAUGGGUGCUUUGAAAGCUUCCAACCUGAUGGUCAACUCUCCAGUCAAUAUCCGGACCCCUGUACAGUGCGAGGCCAUGGAUGCUUUUAAAGCUUCCAACAUGAUGGUCAACUCUCCAGUGAAGCCCCUGGUCUCUGCAGUGCCCCAGACCACAGGGCAGGGUGGGGCCUUGACGGACUGCGCUGAUGAGCAGCCAGGAACGGCGGUCGAAGCUGCUGGGCCGCUGGACGAAACCCUCCCCUUCUCAGAGCAUUCUCUGGCCGACUUGUCGACUGAGGUGCGCUCCACCGAGAGCACCGUGAUCAUCGACCUGAAGCAGAUGGGCGAGGAGUCCCAGAGCGAGGCGGGACUGGAGGAUGUGGCUGAGAUGCUGGAUCCCAAACAAGAUGGCCUGUUCAGCGGCGACAUUUCCCAGCCUGUGGAAACUCCCCCUGUAACACCGAGAGGGGCUUACGACUUCGAUUUCGACAACCUGGACUCUGUCAACCCCUUCCAAACUGGUGGCUCCAAACUUCAGAAUUCCCCUGUGAUUAAUAAGCCACAGCCCAGUAAUGCCCCACCUGCCAUUCCAGAGGUGCCUAAAGAGCUAGAUGUAGGCAAGGAGUCCGUCCUGCCGGAGAGCAAGCCUACUGCUUUGACACCGAACGUCCAGACGCCCAAGGCCUCGUACAGCUUUGAUUUCUCCCCUUUUGGCAUGGACUCAGAGAUGGAGAGCGCUCCCAAAUCUCGCACAAAAUCCAUUCCAAGCCUGACUGGAAAUGUGCAGGUAGAGACUUCUGUGCAAGAUGACAUUGGUGCUGAGAUUGCACUGGACAACACACCUGUUCAAAAGGAUAAUGCAAAGGAGGUUUUGCCCAGGGUUGGAGACGUCGCUCCUGUUAAAGUGGACUUGGUGAUGCCUGCCACAGAGGUAUGGGAGAAGACCCUUCUGGAAAAGAGCACCUCGGUCUCUGUUGAUGUGCCAGAGUGCCCAGCCAUUCCCGAGCCCAUUCCGGAGUCCAUUCCUGAACCCAUUCCCGAGCCCAUUCUGGAGUCCAUUCCUAAACCCAUUCCCAGGCAGCCCAUUCCGGAGUCCAUUCCUGAACCCAUUCCCAGGCAGCCCAUUCCGGAGUCCAUUCCUGAACCCAUUCCCAGGCAGCCCAUGUGGCAAACCCCAGAAAUCCCCGUCCGCCUGGGUCCCGCCGAGAACUCCCAGAACAGCCUUGCAGCAACGGAGGAAGAGUUUGUUCCUGGAGCUACGUUCAUGUCUGCUGAUUUUGGCCAGAUCGACUAUCUUGAACAGUUUGGAUCCAAAGGACUCAAGGAGUCUGCGCUGAGGAAGCAGUCUCUGUACCUGAAGUUUGACCCUCUGGUGAAUGGAAGCUCACCAGAGCCUGCCCUUCCUUGUGGUUUCAGGUUGGAGAAGCAGGCCGGUGGAGCCAAACCCAAGGAGGUGAGCAGCUCGGAGAAGCCAGACGCGUUCUUCUUGCUGGAGGGUUUCGCAGCACCGGCUGCAGCUCCCUUUGUGCCCAGUUCCUCCUCUACGUUCGACUCGCUGGUCCCCGCCCUCCCCAAACCCGCCGGAGAGGAAGCCGCCAUCAUAGAGGUCCUGAUGUACAGCCAGAGCGACCUGGAUGCCGUCAUCGCCAAGGUCAAAGCAGAGGCGAAAGCGAGGGAUGAAGAAUGGAAAGCAAAGUUUGACAAAUUGACGCAGGAUAACAAGGAGAUGGGGAACAUCAUGGCUGACUUUGAGGCAACAGUAUCUCAGGUUAUUGCGGACAGUAAGAAGCAGAAGGCGGAGGCCCAGAAGGAGCUGCAAAAGGUGGUCCAGGAGAAGGAGCAGGUGACGAUGGACCUCAACGCCAUGGAGCGCUCCUUCUCCGAGCUCUUCAGAAGGCUGGAGAAGUACAAGGAGGUCAUCGAAGGGUAUAAGAAGAAUGAAGACAUUCUGAAAAAGUGUGCCCAGGAUUACCUCGCCAGGAUCAAACAGGAGGAGCAGCGCUACCAGACCCUGAAAGUGCACGCGGAGGAGAAGAUCAGCCUAGCAAAUGAUGAGAUUGCACAGGUGCGCUCUAAGCUGAAGGCGGAGACGUCGGCGUUGCAGGCGCAGCUGCGCAGGGAGCAGCUGAAAGUCUGUUCGCUGGAGAAGAGUCUGGAGCAGAAGGCAAAGGAAACCGAAGAGCUCACCAAACUCUGUGAUGACCUCAUAGCGAACGUGCAGAAGCGCUGAACAUAACCACUGUCUUCGUCCUCGUCUGUCUUUUAUCCAUGUUUUUAAAUGUUGAAAGGAACACUUGACUAAUUAAUAAAAAUCAUUGACUGGC
Molecule: messenger RNA, 3658 nt
Organism: Anguilla rostrata (American eel)
Lineage: Eukaryota; Metazoa; Chordata; Actinopteri; Anguilliformes; Anguillidae
Gene: tacc3
Product: transforming, acidic coiled-coil containing protein 3
Exons: 17
Coding region: 157-3564 (1135 amino acids)
Biological process (GO): cerebral cortex development; cell population proliferation; mitotic spindle organization
Cellular component (GO): cytoplasm
Source: RefSeq, a predicted model, not a curated record